AUGCAGGUAUCGCUGCCUUUGGCGCUGCACCUUUCCAGCCCUCAAACGUACAAUAUAAUAACCGACGAGCGUUGGAAGCCCGGUGAGAAAUUACAACGCUUCGGUCUCCACGACUUUGCCUUCAUCGAUCAAAAUUCCGGUCGAUCGACAGCAACUUUACUCUUCGCCGCCAUCUUGCGUGAUAUAUUCAAUCACCCAGAUUGGUCACAGUUGCAUGCUUUCUUCAGCAAGAGAUUCCCUCAGGGGGAGAAACCGACCGAUGCAACCCAGAGGACUCUGACCCCGCCUAAGGACCAGUCUUGGAAACAACCCGAGGUGGUCGACUUUCCGACAGACCCCAGUUCCGUCGGCCUUCCCAAGGAUUUGGUCACACUGCUUGCAACUGCCGGUCGCACCUCACGCGCGCGCUUGAUGGGCGCCGAUCCGCAGCCAUGCGCAAUUGGCCCUGCCAUCAGUGUUGCCUGCGGCGCAGGGGCCUACAUGGACCUCACCUAUGCCGGUCGGCUACCGGGGCAAUAUGAAAAGAUGACAUACAUAGGCGGUGAACUGUAUGGAUGGAAGAAAGACAAGUUCGAUGUCAUAGCAAGCCCGAUCUCCACGACAGAAAAGGGCGGGCGGGAUCGAUACUGGGCCGAGUGGGAGGAACUCUGGUCCGUCAUCGCCGAAUGGGUAUACGAGUAUGACAGCACGUCACUUCAACUGGGCCAUCUGAGCUCUCAUAGUUUCAAGUAUCGGCUGAGCCCCGAGGAAAAGAGCUCAUUCGACCAGUUCGGCAAGAUCCCGCGUAGAUAUCUCAAAACAGAUGCCCUUGCCGCCGCCGAAGCGAUUCAUGCGGUCUUCGCUCAGCUGGCUAACGAGCCGCAGCGCUUUCAAGGAGUGGAAUGGGAAUUUUUGGAACUCUCUAUACCACCGGAGAGGGUCCCUGGACCGGGGCAAGACUCACUUGCGUACGGAGACUCACUCGCAUAUGAGGAGGUCAGCCCGAUGGCUCUGAAGCGUUGCCCGAAUAAUUGCUUUGGCGUGAGCUGGGAAGCAUGGUUCUUGUCAAUUGAAGGAGGGGAUGUUGUCGUCGUAGAGACGAUAUUCCAGGCGCUUUGGGCCGUCAUGUGGUUGGCCUCACUUCCGUUGAAUAUCAAGAUCAUUGAGAAGAGUGAUCGGUUCCCCAGAUAUCGUGAUCCUGAGGUCGUGUACAUAUGA
This is a messenger RNA of Penicillium cataractarum, 1197 nucleotides long. RefSeq lists its product as uncharacterized. The coding region runs from base 1 to 1197 and encodes 398 amino acids. NCBI's taxonomy places the organism in Eukaryota, Fungi, Ascomycota, Eurotiomycetes, Eurotiales, Aspergillaceae. The transcript has 4 exons. The record is from RefSeq and is a predicted model, not a curated record.